AUGGAUCUAGAACCAGGAGAAACAGCGACAGUGGUUUUGGUCUACACUGUGCCCUUGGACAGACAGCUAGGUGAAACGGAUGGUAGCUUGCUGAUCACCUCUAACGACACUUCGUCUACGCUGACAUUUACAUUCUAUAUAACUUCUGAUGACCGCCAUGACAUUCAGGUGCUUGUGGAGGAUGAGUACACCUACUUUGCAGCCGAUAAACCACUGUUAGCUGAGGCCGUGGUGACACUGACACAGCCACGGAGAAUGUUUAGCAAGACUUUCAUCACAAAUGAAACAGGCAUUUUAAACUUCGAUGGGAUCCAUGCAGACCGGUAUACACUGCAAGUUGAAGCAGCCAACCACACAUCAAAGUCUGUCAUCAUCGUUGUGGACGGCAGUACCUCGACAUACAGAGUCUUUUUACAACGUACAGCAGUAACAUACACGUGGUCUGUCACAAAGACAACCUUCGAGGACAACUGCCUGGAUGCACUCUCCCGAAAUUGUGGAGGUAGUGGACGAAGGCGGCGGGAGGUCAACUCCGAGCUUGUCCUUGAAGUGAACUUUGUUGAUGUUUCAGUUGAUAUAUUCGGUAAUCUCAGUGUUGUUGACAUUAAAGGCGAGUGGAAACAGGCCUUCUUUAAAGGAGUUUCAGAAAACAGCCCGUCUCAAUACCUCCUGGAUUCCAGUGAGGUUGACAUCAUAUUACUUUUGGUGCUUGAAGACGAUCAAGCUAUUUUAAAUACAUUUCUACAACGAUGGAACAACACAUUUUCUUCGUGGAUAGACGGAAGAUCAGGUCCGCCACAAUCAAAUGUUAUGUCACUGAAAGAUGUGAGGACCCUUGGAGACACCUUCAUUGAAAAUACAAGGACCGUUAAAGAGAGAGGAUUUUCAAGUGUUUUCCAUUAUUUUGGUUACUCAAUGACCGAAUGCCAGAACAGUGUCCAAGGGGCAAAACCAGAAGGAGGAAUUUGUGCCAAAGUGCGAAAACGGAUUACACAGAACCUUGUCUUGACCAGGGAUGCUUUCCAGGCUCGAUUAGAAAUAGAAAAUGGCGAAGAAGGAUCUCUGGAAAAAAUUGACGUGGACAUUUUCAUAACCAGAACAGGGGGAAACGGAGCCCUUGAAAAUAACCUUUUCUCUAUUGGUCAGCCAAAGUUAGAGGGGAUCAGUGACGUGUCUGGAACUGGAACAUUAGCCACCGGGGUCAAGGGUUCAGCUGACUGGUUCAUUGUAGCUUACACAGGUGCAGCUGUGGAUGAGGAUGUCAACUAUGAUGUUGGAGGAACUCUGUCAUAUUUUGUAGAUGAUAAGGAAUUCAACGUCCCCCUUCUACCAGACACAAUAACGCCAAAUCCAAGUCUAACACUUGCCUACUUCCAUGAAAAGUAUGUGCAAGGCGAUGACCCUAUGACGACCCAAGUGGAACCCGUGGUUCCGUUCCCCCUUGCAGUAAUGGUAACUAAUAAGGGUAACGGGAUUGCACGACAGGUAAAAAUAUCCUCUGGGCAACCAGAAAUCAUAGAAAAUGAAAAAGGAUUGCUUGUGUCGUUUAAAAUCACCAGGGCACAACUAGGGAUGGAAUCCAUUCAACCAUCACUAACUGUUGACUUUGGUGACAUCGUCAGCCACGAGACCAAAACAGCUCGAUGGUGGAUGACGUCAACACUUAAGGGCAGGUUUUACAACUAUUCGGCCACAUUUGAAAAUAUAAAUCCACUGGGUGAUCCCCAGCUGUCUGUGUUUGAUUCUAUAUCUUACCAUGACAUGAUUCAUCAGGUUAGAAUUGAUAGCAUAGGUGCAGAUGGCUUGGAUGAUUUUCUUGUCAAUGACGUUGUUGACAAGGACAAUCUCCCCGACAGACUCUAUGACAGCUCUAAUGGGUUUUAUUCAUAUCCAGUAGAUUCUGUAUCAGCAAUUGGAUUUUCUAAAACAAAGGAGGAGUUCGGAGGUAGGAAGAAAUAUAUGUAUGUUGAGAUCUUGGUUCAACAAGUAAAUGAGUCGUGGGUAUAUGUUCGGGUCAUCAAUAACACAACGCGAGAUUUGUCAUCAGAAUCACUGCCUAAAGUUACUAAAGAUGUUGGUAAGAAUAUACUUAUUCCUCAGAAUUCCUGGCUUACUUCUUAUUAUAAGAACAAAUUUUACUUCCAUCUGUUUGACAACUAUACUAGAAUUGUGCAGUCACCCAGCAAUCGUUAA
Molecule: messenger RNA, 2193 nt
Organism: Haliotis rufescens (red abalone)
Lineage: Eukaryota; Metazoa; Mollusca; Gastropoda; Lepetellida; Haliotidae
Exons: 8
Coding region: 1-2193 (730 amino acids)
Source: RefSeq, a predicted model, not a curated record